Molecule: messenger RNA, 363 nt
Organism: Angiostrongylus costaricensis
Lineage: Eukaryota; Metazoa; Nematoda; Chromadorea; Rhabditida; Metastrongylidae
Source: the annotation of a GenBank genome assembly
AUGGAAGCGAGAAAGACAAAGUACGACGUCAUCGGCUUGGCCGAGACAAGACGACGCCACCCCUUCAGCACCGCCUAUGACACCGGAGAAGAGCUGUUGCUCGGAACAUGUGACAGUAGAAGAGUCGGCGGCAUCGGCGUUCUCCUCAACACGAGUUUGUCCAUGAACAUCGAUUCAUUCGAACAACUUACAACUCGAAUCGGACGUUUACGAUUAAAAAGAUUUGGAUCAAUACCGGCUUUGACAAUUUUUGUCGUUUACGCGCCGAUAUCAAACAGUGACGAAGAAGGGGUCGAAAAGUUCUACAUGCACUUGGAGAAGUUCUACAGAGACGACCAUAAAUUCUUCAACGUCAUCAUUUGA